Molecule: messenger RNA, 1688 nt
Organism: Cygnus atratus (black swan)
Lineage: Eukaryota; Metazoa; Chordata; Aves; Anseriformes; Anatidae
Exons: 3
Coding region: 1-879 (292 amino acids)
Biological process (GO): protein dephosphorylation; negative regulation of transcription by RNA polymerase II
Cellular component (GO): nucleus
Molecular function (GO): STAT family protein binding
Source: RefSeq, a predicted model, not a curated record
AUGUUUGUCUUCUAUAGGAAUAUGAAGGAAGAAGAUUUAAACCCAGGAAGAGUAUGUGACAGUGGCCCAGAUCAUCACAAGGCUGCAGCUCACCUGACACGUGUACAUUCCGUGUUGAACAACUCUCAGAAUCAUAGUAGCAGUUUACAAAAAGAAUUAUUUUAUUUUAACAUCAGGAAUUGUUCUCUCUUUAUUAAUAUACCUCCGCCUUAUGUUGGCAAAGAAAUGCCUCUGAGUUUGAGUGAAUCAGCAGGGAGAAACUCAAGUCCAGCAGUUCCUUGGAAAGAUUCAUUUUGUCUGUGUUUUUCUUCUGGGGAAGCCAGGCUUGAUGGGAUUUCUCACUGCGUUAAUAUUUCAGUAAUGGGUUGGCUGGAGAAAGCUCGUAGUUUUGCUGCAGACUUUAUCUUAAGCUGCCCAGGAGAUAACUUUGUAUGUUUUGCACAUGCAUGGCUGGGAAAGGUGCAGUGUAAUCAAGAACUGCAGUUUCUGGAAUUAGAAGUGAGAAGCAGCACAGAGAAUGAAUUGCAGCUUGCACUUCUUGAAGAGCCGGCGUUUGGUGGGCUUACUGAUCUCUAUUCUGUUCCAGUUGCCUCACUGAAUGAUUAUGCUAUGGGACUCUUAAACAACCAGAAAUCGUGUAUUUUUCUUUGUUACUUAAGCCCUGUUACUUCAGAGCAACCACUUGGAUAUAAGACAAUGCUUUCAAGUGUACGAUAUGUGACUACCAGUUUUCACGUCAUACAGCUAGUAAUAUCUGUCCUAGCUUUUGCACUAGCAGGUCUCUGGUAUGCAGUAGUGAAGGUUUGGUAUCCUCCAUACAUGCUGAGCUCUGGAAAAGCCUUGCAGAUGGGAAUAGAGACAGGAAGACCAGAAUUCUGACCUUGCCAGGCCAGAGGAAGAAAAUGUCCUUGCGGAAGAGAGCUCAUUUAUUCUAAGCUGAUACAAUACCUGAACUAAAUACCCAAGAUUCUCAUGUUUUUGUAGUGUUCUCUGCAGGUUUCAAAAACUUUUACAUGACAAGUCUUUCUGGUAUAAGUGUCCUCUUAUUUCCUAAAGCUCUGGAUCUUUUCCCAGAAACAAAUAAGGAAAUGGAAAAGAUAUUCUGCAUGAAAAAAUAUUCUUUAUCCAGUUUGAAAAUGUUUAGCAGUACAUGUUUACCUGAGUACUUUGUGGAUUAAAACUGUAGAUAUUUUAAAAUGUGAAUAAUCUUUCUAUAAAACAUGCUUCAAUAGUUCUGGCUAACAAAAAUUUACUUUCAAAAUGCAUCUUCAUCAUCUUUUUUUAAUUUGGAUAUUUGGAAAUUUUCAAUAUCCUGCUGAAUGGUACACCUGAUGCAGAUAUCCUAAGAGGAGAGCUAGCAUCUGUACAACUGAGAUUUCCAGGAUUAGAAAAUAUAAUUAAGCUUUUAAAGAUACACAUAAAAAAAAAAGAAAACUUCAAAAAAUGUUUUAUUGAAUUUCUUGGUCGGACAUUAGUUUUGCAAAUGCAUCUACUGUAUUUUGUACUGUCAAGCAUUUUUUUUACAUUACAUAGCUUAUUGUAUCUAAAGUGUGGCAAUUUGCCAACCCUAGCUUUUAGUGAUAAAUUCUGCUAUACAAAGCAAGUUUUUAUAUCUGAGGCCCCUUCCUCCUACUAUUUUAUCAUCUUCCUGGUUUUGUCUGUUUUCAAUAAAUGCCUUUGUAUUUUCA